Zingiber officinale is the source of this 2222-nucleotide messenger RNA. Its product is annotated as protein NRT1/ PTR FAMILY 4.3-like. The record is from RefSeq and is a predicted model, not a curated record. Gene Ontology annotation, molecular function: transmembrane transporter activity. The transcript has 5 exons. Lineage: Eukaryota; Viridiplantae; Streptophyta; Magnoliopsida; Zingiberales; Zingiberaceae. Gene Ontology annotation, cellular component: membrane. The coding region runs from base 183 to 1940 and encodes 585 amino acids. Gene Ontology annotation, biological process: transmembrane transport.
UGCUACUGGCACUGAACAGAAACAAAAGGCACGCAGAGGGCCCUGGUCCGCCUUUCACAGGGACACCUCCAUUAAUCCUCUUCGACAUGGAGAACCAUCACUGCUUGCUCUCUUCCCCUUCCUUAUAAAUAACUGCACCAUAGUUCUGCUCGGGCAUAGAGACAAUUGAUCAGCUUAAAGAGAUGACGGACAUUCAAAGUUCAAGAAAGGAUUCUGAAGCCUCUGUCGAUUGGAGAGGCAAACCUUGCAUGCCUAACAAGCAUGGUGGCAUGAGAGCUGCCUUCUUUGUUCUAGGGAUUCAAGCAUUUGAGAUCAUGGCAAUUGCUGCAGUUGGGAACAACCUCAUCACCUAUGUGUUCAACGAGAUGCAUUUUUCGUUGUCCAAGUCGGCGAAUAUAGUGACCAACUUUGUAGGGACUAUCUUCCUCCUGUCUCUGCUCGGUGGCUUCCUCUCGGAUUCCUAUCUAGGAAGCUUCUGGACCAUGCUGAUAUUUGGAUUUGUGGAGCUCUCAGGAUUCAUGUUGCUGUCGGUGCAAGCUCAUCUUCCACAGCUGAGGCCGGCCUCAUGCAGCAUGAAGUCGUCGACGACGGAGCAUUGCGAGGAGGCAAAGGGGUUUAAGGCCACUGUCUUCUUUGUUGCCCUCUACUUGGUGGCCUUAGGAAGUGGGUGUCUGAAGCCCAACAUGAUCUCACAUGGAGCUGACCAAUUCAGCAAAGAUGAUCCCGUUCAGUCGAAGAAGCUUUCAACUUAUUUCAAUACAGCCUACUUCAGCUUCUGUGUAGGGGAGCUCAUUGCCCUCACUCUCCUCAUUUGGGUACAGACAAGGUCAGGGAUGGAUGUGGGGUUUGGUGUCUCAGCCGGUGCCAUGGCCAUCGGGCUCGGUAUCAUGAUCUCCGGCGCCGUCUUCUACCGGAACAAACGCCCACAAGGCAGCAUCUUUACACCAAUAGCAAGGGUCCUUGUAGCUGCAUUCAGCAAGAGAAAGCAAAUUUGCCCUUCGAGUUCUGAACCACAUAUAUCGAUGAAUUCUGGCCGUCCACAUAUCGAUAAGUUCAGGUUCUUGGACAAGGCGUGUCUCAAAAGUGAAGAUGGAAGUAACACGAAGGAGAGCAAAUGGAGGUUGUGCACAGUAUGGGAAGUGGAGCAAGUUAAGAUCAUCAUGUCGGUGGUUCCGAUUUUCGCCUGCACGAUCAUCUUCAACACGAUCUUGGCACAGCUGCAGACCUUCUCUGUGCAGCAAGGAAGUGGCAUGGACACCAAAUUGAGUGACUCGUUCCAUGUGCCCCCUGCAUCACUCCAAGCCAUCCCCUACAUCAUGCUCAUUGCACUCGUGCCCAUCUACGAGACGUGCUUCGUUCCUCUAGCUCGAAAGUUCACCCGAACUGACGCCGGGAUCACUCCCCUGCAGCGCAUCGGGGUCGGGCUAUUCACAGUGACAUUAUCCAUGGUGGCUGCAGCUGUGAUUGAGAAGAAGAGGAGGGACACAUAUUUGGAGUCCAACAAGCUACUCUCCAUUUUCUGGAUUGCCCCCCAGUUCCUAAUCUUCGGCUUCUCAGAGAUGUUCACGGCGGUCGGGCUCAUCGAAUUCUUCUACAAGCAGUCAUUGGCCGGCAUGCAGUCCUUCUUGACAGCCAUGACCUACUGCUCCUACUCAUUUGGGUUCUACUUGAGCUCCCUGCUCGUCUCGCUUGUGAACAACAUUACAUCAACCUCUUCCACCAAAGGUUGGCUAAGCGACAACGACCUCAACAAAGAUAGGCUGGACCUCUUCUAUUGGCUCCUUGCUGCCCUCAGCCUUGUCAAUUUCUUCAUCUACUUAUUCUGCUCCAAUUGGUAUUCUACUUCUUCUCCAUCUCCAUCUCCAUCUACUACCACCGACGAGAACACCCGCACCGACUUCACUUCCUCUAAGCACAUUCGAGCUGAGGAAAUCCUGUAAAGCAUGACUUAUCAUCAUCCCCCUCGCAGUUUUUUGUUAUUAUAAGAAGAAAAAAGCAGUAUAGAAUUAGAUGAAGAAACUAGUGAUCAAGUGGUGAAUGGAGGAUCCACUAAGGAUCAAAGCUCCAAUGGUCUAGCAAAGCUAAACUUUUCUAGUCUUUGUUAAAGAACAACCUAUUUGUUUUUUUGUGAGUAGUAGACAUAUAUGCCUUAUCUAGAGCUCAAUGAGCAACUAUUUGACAUUGCAAUGUUAAUUUAGAUGUUCAGGCUUGCGCUCGAUUAA